This is a messenger RNA of Bufo bufo (common toad), 2398 nucleotides long. RefSeq names its product switching B cell complex subunit SWAP70 (gene SWAP70). Gene Ontology annotation, cellular component: cytoplasm; nucleus. Lineage: Eukaryota; Metazoa; Chordata; Amphibia; Anura; Bufonidae. The coding region runs from base 64 to 1824 and encodes 586 amino acids. The record is from RefSeq and is a predicted model, not a curated record. The transcript has 12 exons.
ACCCAGCAGUCGCUCGCUGGCAGCAGAGUUGAAGCAGAGACUUUCCUCUCCUCAGGAGACGCGAUGGCCGCCAAGGAGGACCUGCUGAGGCCCAUCUGGUUCGCCUUCACCGCCCUGGACGUGGACAAGUGCGGCAAAGUCUCCAAGUCUCAGCUGAAGGUCCUCUCUCACAACCUCUGCACUUUGCUGCACGUUCCACAUGAUCCCGUGGCUCUGGAGGAACAUUUCAGAGACGAUGAUGAAGGUCCUGUGUCUAACCAGGGAUACAUGCCAUACCUGAAUAAAUUUAUCCUGGAUAAGGUUCAGAAACCUUUUGACAAGGUGGAGUUCUAUAGGAUGUGCUGGACUCUGUGCGCCAAGAAAUACCUGGUGAGGAGUCCUCUGUGCAUCAGCGAGGACAGCGCCUUCAAGGUCUGGGCCAUAUUCAACUUCCUGUCAGAUGACAAGUAUCCGCUCACCAUUGUCCCCGAGGAGAUUGAGUAUCUCCUGAGGAAGCUGACGGAGGCGAUGGGCAGCGGUUGGCAGCAGGCCUUGUUUGAGGACUACAAGAUCAGUCUCCACGACAAGCAGAAGGGACUGUCCGUGUGGGAACUCAUCGAGUUGAUCGGGAGCGGUCAGUUCAGUAAAGGCACGGACUCCACCACAGUGUCCAUGGCCAUCAACGAGGUGUUUAAUGAGCUCGUCCUGGACGUCUUGAAGCAGGGUUAUCUGUGGAAGAAAGGUCACAAGCGUAAAAACUGGACGGAGCGCUGGUUUGUCCUGAAACCCAACGUCGUGUCUUAUUACGUCAGCGAAGAUCUGAAGGACAAGAAGGGAGACAUCUUUCUGGAUGGGAACUGCUGUGUGGAGUCGCUGCCUGACAGAGACGGGAAAAGGUGUCUGCUCCUCGUGAAAUGUGUCGAGAAAAGCUACGAGAUCAGCGCCUCCGACAAGAAGAAGAAGCAGGAGUGGAUUCAGGAUAUUCAGACGGUCAUUAACCUGCAGAAGAUGGGGGUCUCCUCGCCGCACAAGGACGCUCGACAGAAGAGAAAAGCGCUGCGGCAGAAGCUCCAAGCCGAGCAAGAGGAGCUGGAGCGCAAGAUGAGCGACCUGCAGGCGUCAAACGAGCUGAGGCAGCUGGAGCUGGAGCAAGUGCGCAUGCAACUGAGGGAGGCCGCCGAGCACGCCGCGCAGGAGGAAAAGAAGCGCCAUGACACCCACAUGGAGCUCCAGGACCGGUUCAAAGUGGAGCUUGAGCGGGAGCAGACGAUCCGGCACCAGAUGGAAGAGAAGGUGGCGCAGAAAUCCUCGGAGUUGGAGCAGUACUUAAAGCGCGUGCGGGAGCUGGAGAAGAUGUAUUACCGUCUGCAGGAGGCGCUGGACGAUGAGAAACAAGCUCGCCUCGAGGAGGAGAAAGCGCGGCUGCUCCAGACACGGCUUCUGGAGGAAGAAGCUACAAAGAGGGCGACACUGGAAAGUCUGCACAAAGAGCAGGAGAUGACCAUCAGGAUGACCGAGGCAGAGAAGAAGGAACUGGAGACCAUGCAGGCCAUGAAGGAGCAAGCCCUGCAGGAGGCCAUGCAGCAGCUGGAGCAGCUGGAGAAGGAGCGGAUUGCAGCUCUGGAGCAAUACGAGCAAGUUAAAAGUAACCUGGAAAUGGCGACCUGUAAGACACGGAGCUGGAAGGACAAGGUGGCGCAGCACGAGGGGUUAAUCCGGUUAAUACAACCAGGAUCUAAAAACCCUGGAAUGAUCAGAAACUGGGGCCCAGCGUCCUUUACCAAAGGGGAGCUCCAGGAACGAGAGAAGAACUGGCAAGAGAAGAAGAACUCCAGCCUGGAAUAGGAUAGGAACAAGCUGACCACUUGGUGCUAGGAGCAGAAGACACAACGUGGUUAGGAAAUAGACAACCCGAAGCUCCAGGAGAACGUCGCAGCUUUAGAUUAUUAUCUUGUCCUUAGAGUACCAAGACUUUGUAAUUAUAAAAGGGACACAAUGUGUAACCAUAAGCAUCAUCUGCCCUACCGUCCUACUGGAUUAUUUCUCUGACCACCUGGUCACCUGCACCAUCUGCCCCAAAGCACCAUCUUCCCAUCCACACUCCAAGAGGAUCUUUGGAAAGAGUAGCCUGCUGGCGUUGAGGAGCUGCAUCUGGAUCCACAUGAACCACGGACUGUCCCUGCUCAGUCCCAAAACUGGAACUUGUAGGACUUUCUCAAGGAAAGGACGGUGUACUUAACCCUUUCUCAUUCUAGACCGGCAGACGGUCUUGUCUCCAUUAUAUUACGUUCAUCUCAUUUAUAUUUUAAUGAUAAGAUCCUGUUGUGGAUCUCUGCUGAUGAUUGGAACUCGUUACGUUUGCAGAAUCCGUCGUAGCCUCUUCCAUAAAGUGUUAAUAUACAAAGAGUUGGUUCUGUUA